AUGGUGGUGUUCUCAGGAAACCAAAUAGUCAAACUAUUUGUUCUUGCUGUGUAUUCCUCAAAAGCCACUCAAUGCAUGGAUGGAUUGACAGAGAGUGGACAGCAUGUACUGAUCACAUAUCCAAGGGGAGAAAAAUUUGCAGGGAUCCCAACAGAAAAGACAAAAAUUCCAAUGUCUGAAAUUGACAGUCUACAUUUGCUGCCAGAGAUCAAGGACCCUUCAAUGGAACAAAGAGCUGUGAAAUACUCCAACUCUGUUGUGCAGCUUAGAAAGCCAGCUCCUGGAAAAUACAAGGAUAAUUUGGACUAUGUAAUGUCGAUUGAAAAGAGUGAAAGCUCAAGCUCUUCCCAAGCUAUUCCAGUUGAUCAUUCUUACUGGGCAGCCAUGCAGAUAAGAUCUAUGUGGCAGGAGUUUGAACAGUUGGCCCAAGAUCUUUUUGAUCUUAAAAAGAAACUUGAAACAGUGAAACAAGGAUCAAACUACAAGCAUUCCUCCAAAAGCAUUCGUGAAGAAACAGAUCGUCUGGCUCUAUUAGUAUCUCCAGAUUUAGAAAUUGUUCACAAUAAUCUUCUUCUAGAGGUUCGGGAGAAUUAG
Messenger RNA from Puccinia triticina, 594 nucleotides. RefSeq lists its product as uncharacterized. The transcript has 4 exons. NCBI's taxonomy places the organism in Eukaryota, Fungi, Basidiomycota, Pucciniomycetes, Pucciniales, Pucciniaceae. The record is from RefSeq and is a predicted model, not a curated record. The coding region runs from base 1 to 594 and encodes 197 amino acids.